Molecule: messenger RNA, 4455 nt
Organism: Plasmodium vinckei vinckei
Lineage: Eukaryota; Apicomplexa; Aconoidasida; Haemosporida; Plasmodiidae
Product: GCN2 alpha-related protein kinase, putative
Exons: 2
Coding region: 1-4455 (1484 amino acids)
Biological process (GO): protein phosphorylation
Molecular function (GO): protein kinase activity; ATP binding
Source: RefSeq, a predicted model, not a curated record
AUGGAAACAGACAAAAUAAAUAAUGGGGAUGAUCCCCUAGUGUCUGCUGGGAAGCUUAUAAAUGACAUAUAUACCUUAUCUUCGAUUAAAGAUAUUGAUAUAGAUAUUAUUCAGGAAGGACUACUGAAAAAGGUUAUGGACGAUGAAGAAACAAACGGAAUAAUGUUUGCAGAAGAUACGUCUAAUUCUAAAAAUGAAUGUACUAUUCUCAAUAUACGAAUAAAUGUUGAUAAAAAUAAUUAUGGGCCAAAUAAGUAUGAAUUGGGGUAUGCUGAUAUUACUGUGAAUAUAGAUUUUAAUAAAAAGGAGUAUAAUUAUAGUUUAGAUAAUUCUAAAUUACAUAAAUGUUAUUAUUAUAAAAUAACGAUGUUUUUAAAUUAUAUUACAGAAAAAAAAUUAAAUUUUAAAGACAGUAUUAUGUAUUUGUAUUCUCACAUUAAUGAUCAUAAUUCUAUGAAGUGCUCUUGUUGGGUCGAUGAUAAAAAUGUAGAAACUAUCUUGGAAGGCAAAAUGAAUGAUAAUAUAAAAUCCGAAAAAAAAGAACAUUUUACUGAGCAUUCAAAGGGUUAUAUAAAAGUGAAUAUAGAAAAUGAAAGAGAAGAGACAAAUGCAAAGUUGAAGGGAAAAACAUGUACUGUCCGAUCCUUUUCUGAAGAUAAUAUUAGUUUUACAAAUAACAUGGGUAACUAUUCUGAUAGUAGCAAAUUUAAUGAAAUUGGCAAUUCAGAAAUUCUAAAACUGGGAAUAAAUAAAUCCGGAGCAGGCACAGAUAGCGAAAUUGUAAAGAAAGAAAAAUCGAACAAAAAUAUAACAAAAAAAAUGAAAAGGGAUGCAUUCAAUGAAUUGAUAGAAAAAAAGGGAAAAAAUAAAAUUGAAGAAAACUGCAAACAAGAUAAUAACAAACCAAUUAAUUAUUCUACUGAAGAAAGAAAUAGUAAAAGAGAAGAUAUCGAAUUUUCAAUAAAAGACGCAGAAGAAAUUAGUAAUUUUCUUAAAACAGAUGAUUUAAAUAAAACCCCAAAAAUAAAAUUGAAUAAUAUAACAGAAAUCGAAAAAAAUAAUAUAUAUGAAAAAGAAGAAAGGAAAAAAAAGAAAUUUAUUAAAAUUAUGAAGGAAAAUACACCGCUAACUGUUUUAUUGGCAAGUAAUGGGAAUGAAAUAUGUAAAGAAAUUAUUAACAAAUAUUCUCGGUAUUAUCGAGAUUUUUCAGAAGAAAGUGUACUGGGAUGUGGUGGCUUUGGUUACGUUAUGAAAGUUAAAAAUAAAAGAUUCAAUAUAGCUUAUGCUGUGAAAAAAAUAACCUUGAGCAGUUAUAGUCCUAACAAACGAGGAAAUGAUAACGAAAUGGCUGGAAAAUAUAAUAAUAAUGCUAAAAAGGGUAACAAAUAUAAUGAUAAUGAACACGCGAUGUCUGGGUCUUUUAGCUCCGGUAACAACAUCAUGAAUGAAAACAACAGUCUUAUAAUGGAAGAAGUUAUAAUGAUUGCUAAAUUGCAGCAUGAAAAUAUCGUGAGAUAUUAUGAUGCAUGGGUGGAAAAUAACAUAGACUAUUAUCUUUUUAAAGAAAUUAAAAAUAAUUAUAAAUAUGUAAUAAAGAAGAAAAAUAAAGAAAAUAAAAAGAAUAUAUACUAUAUAGAUGAAAUAAACAAUAUACGAAAUUAUUAUAAUAAGAAGAAUAAAGAGAAUAUAAAAAUGAAUGAAAAAUAUUUAUACAUAUUAAUGGAAUAUUGCCCAGGAAAAACAUUAAGAGAAGCUAUAGAUUGCGGUUUUAUUUAUAAAAAUGAAAAAUUAAUAUGGGAACUGAUUAAACAAAUUUUAAAUGGAAUAUAUUAUAUACAUGAUAUGAAAAUAAUGCAUAGAGAUAUAAAACCGUCAAAUAUAUUUUUACAAAUAAAUGACGACAUUUUAUCAGCUAAAAUAGGCGAUUUUGGUUUAACUACCAAAAUUGAUAAUACUCAAAUAAACCCAUCAGCAGGAACAGUUAAUUAUAUGUCUCCUGAGCAAAUAAAUGGAGAACAUUUUGAUCAAAAAGCGGAUAUUUUUUCAUUAGGAGUUGUUUUUUUUGAAAUGUUUCAUGAACCCUUUUCAACAUCAAUGGAAAGGUCAAUAGUGUUAUCUAAUCUAUUGAAAUGUAUAUACCCAGAAAGCAUACGAUCAGAUAAUAAGAUAUUCCAAUUUUUGUUAAGUUUAUUAGAAAUUGAUCCACAGAAAAGGUUGUCUGCUUAUAGCUUAUUACAUGAGAAUUUUUUUUUUUCAUAUGAAAAAAAUUUUAAUGAGAUUUAUAAUUUAGUUGAGAAAAAAAGGAACUGUGAGGAAGUGCAGACAAUAAUUAGUACACUAUUUGAAAAAAAUGAUAAUAAAAUUGAAAAGAAUUCGAUAAAAAAAGAAGAUAUGAUAGCAUUUCAAGGAGCUAAAAUAUUUUCAGAAGAAUCAAAUAUAAAGAAAAGUAUAAAAAAAAAAAUUAUAUUGUCUUUCAAAAAAAGAGGUGCAAUUUUUUUAAUAACACCUAUAAUUUUACGAAAUAAAUAUUAUAUAAACUUUGAAAAUAUAACAAUUGAUGAGUAUAAUUAUUCUUGUAAUAUAAAUAAGAAGAAAGAAAACAAAUGUAAAAGCAUAUUUAUAAAUACAAAUGCGUGUAAUAAUAUUGAAAAUGUGGUAUAUUUGUUAGACAUAUAUGGAAAUAUUAUAACUUUGCGAAAUUCAUUUUUUUUGUCUUUUUCCGAAUAUAUAUAUGAAAAUAUAGAUUGUUAUGAUAAAUAUAAUGAAACAAUGUUAUUUUGGAAAUUUUAUACUAAAGGAUAUACAUACAAAUAUCAAAUAGCUAAAAAUAAACAACCAAAAAAAGAUAUUAAUACUACUAAUUUAUACCCAGAUGAAGUAGAAAAAAUAUUUUAUUGUAUUUUAAUUAAUACAAAAUAUGUUUAUGCUCAAGAAGAAUUUAAUUAUAUAUCAAUAUUUGCAAAUUCAGACAUUUUUGUAUCAAUAUAUACUUUAUGUAAUCAUGCUUCAUAUUUUAACAAAUUAAUAUUUGUUUGGUCAUAUAUCGAUUUAUUGCCAUUAAUAUUGAUUGAAUGUUUGGAUUUGCCUGAGGACACAUCUUAUGACUUGGGAAUAACUUUAAAGAAAAAUUCUUCCCAAUUAAUAAAUAAAUCAGCAAUAUCAUUGUUGAUACAAAAAUUUAAAUUAGAAAAUAAUCAUGCCUCAAAAGUAACUGAUUUUAUAUUUAAUUUGUUCCAAAUAAAAUGUGAAAUUAAUAAAAUAGAUGAAUAUUUUAGCAUUUUAGACAAGUUCAUAUUUGAUGCCUUAAGCAAAAGAAAUUGUGAUUUCAACAACACUUACAAUAAUAGUAUUGUGUGUAAUAAUACUAUUAACAAUGUAGGAAAUAUUAUUACACCCAAGAUCAGCUGUAAAAGCGGGGGUAGUAGUAAUAUAGGAUGUACCAAUAAUAGUGGUCAUAUUAGCAGUAGCAAUAUUAAUGGAAUAAAUAACAAUAGCUUGGUGACUUAUGAUGAAAGAGAAUAUCCAAGUUAUGAAAAUGAGAAUUGUAGAAUAGAAUAUGAUGGGCAUAAAAAAUAUUCGAAUGAAUCAGAAAAAGGUAUUAAAGUUAUGGAGAAUAAAGAAAAAAAAAUAAAUUUAUUGUCUAUAUUAGAUAAAGUUAAAAAUAUUAACAAAUUUAUUGGAACAAAUACGAUAAUUGAAAAUGUAUAUUUUGAUAUUUUUUUAAAUUAUGAUGAACAUGUUUUCUCUAACGAAAUAAUAUUUUAUGUUAUAUCAGAUAGUAAGAAUAAAGACAUAAUAGCUCAUGGUGGGAAGUUUGAUAAACUAAUAAGAAAUAUGAAUAAUAAGAAAUCCACCAAUGUAAGCAAUAACAAUACUAAUGACAGUGGUAUAAAAAAUAAUUCAGCUAUACAUAUAAAAGCAUAUGGUGUUGAAAUAUAUUUGGAAAAGAUUUUUACAAAAAUAACAGAAUCAAAUGAUAAAUUAUCAAUGAAUACUCAAGCAACAUCGGGAGGUGAUAAGGUCCAAAUUUUCAGCAAUUUUUCAUUAUUACAUGAUUAUCAAAAUAAUUUUGAAUGUACAAAUAAUUUAAUUUCGUCUCAAUUAAAUACUGGGCAAUUUAAUUAUUCUUGUCCUAAGGUUUUAAUUCAAGUUUAUGAAAUAGAGAAUUUAUUAGUUGCUUAUGAUGUAUCAAAAAAAUUAUUAAAUAAAAAUAUAUAUUCCUAUAUAUUUUUUUCAGCUAAUAAUACAAAUAUUAAAAAAAAAGUCAAAAUUUUUAAGCCACAUAAAAUUAAGUUCAUUAUUUCUAUUAAAUCGAAUAGCAAUGACACAACAUUUAAUGUGAAUAAUCCGAUCCAAUUAAAUGAUGUUAUAUAUAAAAUUUACAAUUCCGAUAUUCAGGAUUAUAAUUUUACUAGCCAGGAAGAAUUAAUUAACUUUUUAAUUAAAAAUUUGUAG